This is a messenger RNA of Phialemonium atrogriseum, 462 nucleotides long. RefSeq lists its product as uncharacterized. NCBI's taxonomy places the organism in Eukaryota, Fungi, Ascomycota, Sordariomycetes, Cephalothecales, Cephalothecaceae. The record is from RefSeq and is a predicted model, not a curated record. Bases 1 to 462 code for a protein of 153 amino acids. The transcript has a single exon.
AUGGCCACUGUUGUUGUCGAUGAGAAAAUGGGUGCAACCCACCCUACCGACGACGGGGUCGCUCCCCAGACUUGGUCAUUCGACGAACAGAACCGUCCCAACGAGAAGACCUUGACCAGGACGUCGGAGAUUUCGACUCCCUCGACGGUUCAUCAGACCAAUCCCUUCGACAACGACAUCGAGGCAAUGGUUUCCUCUGGCGAACCGAUGAUUAGAAAAUCCACCCAGUGUAUAAGAGGAGGCGCUGAUUGCCAAGUCUGGCCCGGCCAAGAUCACUGGAAGCGGAAGGCCAAAGCAGCCAAACGGGAACGCCGCGCCUGCAACUGCCUAGCACACCUCAGCAGACGGAACCGUAUCAUCGUCAAGAUCCUUAUCGGCCUUCUCAUCGUUGGCAUCGCCGUCGGCGUCGGUUUCGGAGUGAGCAAGCCCCUCGGGGCAGGCAUUUGGCACGACAAUAAAUAG